CCCCACUAAUUUGGUUGUCAAAAUUUCAUCACUAAUCGCCAGACACAAUUGUGGAUCCAAUAUUUGCUCCAGUUUGUUCAGGUCGAUCCAUAAUUUUCAAGGUCAAAUUGAUUAUGAUGCACUCCACGUAGAAAUUUUUUGCUCGGUACAAGAUUUGAUUCGUGGACCUCUAAUUGUGCCAAUUCAAAUUCCUUUUGAGUUGCAAAUUUUCAGAGCGCACAUAAUGGGUAUUAUACGGAAAGUAACAUGUGCACCUUCUCCACCAACGUUACCCCCAAGAUGUGACGGAACCAAACCCGUGCAGUGGUUAGCUAUGGUAUGUGAGUAUUUCCAGUUUUAUGACGUCCCUUUAGUUGAUCGUUUGAACCGUGUGGCAUCAAUGUUAGAGGGCUCUGUAUUAGCUUGGUUUAAUUGGCGUAUGCGUGGUGGUUUAAUUGAUGGUUGGACGGAUUUUGUUGAAAAGUUCAAGAUUCGAUUUGCUCCGCUACAUGAUCUGGAUUAUAUUUAUUUUGAGAAGACACCAAAGAAUGUUAUAGACAAAUUUGCUCACAAGGUGGAAGACACCACCAUACUACCUACCCCGACUAUGGAGGAUGCACUUGAAGCAACGAAACUCUGCACUGGACCACGUGGUGAAGCUGAGGUGAGCAGUGUAUUUGAAGCCAUGAAUGAAGAUAACGGGAAGCCCAACACUGUGGAAGUAAUUGAUGAUGAUCGUAAGCAUGCAGGUGUUGCUAAGAAUUACAAGCUAGAUCCUACUUUUCAGGAUAUUGAUACCUCGCUUGAUGAAGAGUUUCUCAAAGUUGACAACUCAAUUUCAUUGGAUACCUUCAAGUUGUUUGACCUUGAUGAUAUUGAAAAGUUUGAAUAUCUAGCUCCCUUGCGAAUAGUCCGCUACCUGUUUGGUUUUGCCUCAACUAUCCUCUGCUCCGCUUCAAUUGUUGAGAUUUGUAAUGAUGGACCACCAGGGGGAGAUCUUCUUUGGCUCAACCAUUUCCCUUUUGUCCAGAAGCAUGAGUGGGAGCCUCCACCUUGAGGACAAGGUGGUUUUUAAGGGGGUG
Molecule: messenger RNA, 1061 nt
Organism: Cuscuta campestris
Lineage: Eukaryota; Viridiplantae; Streptophyta; Magnoliopsida; Solanales; Convolvulaceae
Source: the annotation of a GenBank genome assembly